This is a messenger RNA of Somion occarium, 2007 nucleotides long. Lineage: Eukaryota; Fungi; Basidiomycota; Agaricomycetes; Polyporales; Cerrenaceae. The record is from the annotation of a GenBank genome assembly.
AUUCCGAAGCAUCCACCGAUACAGUAGGUUUCUAAAUCCUGGCUUUACUUACAUCUCUUGAAACUUGUGCUAUACCCCAGUUGCCCUCGUCUUAAGAUCGCUGACAAAGGCCAAGAAUACGAGACUAUAUGCUCUCCUUUAACAAAGUACCGAAGGUGGGAGUGGAUGAAAGCGGAUUGUGCGACUCCGCAAAUCUUGGCCCAUCCGUUCAUUCCCCAGUCUCUGCUGUGCAUCGCGUUUUACUAUGCGAUGAGCUCUUAACUCAUAUAUUGGCAGUAUACGAUGUCUUUGAAUCACCUCCAAUCAACAGGUCAUUGGAAGCCAACAGCAGACGUGAGCUUGCUUUGUUAGCAAGGGUCUGCAAAGUCAUCUCUGAGGUUGCGCUCAAUAUCCUAUGGAGAUGUUUAGAUGAGCCCUAUCCGCUCAUAUCUCUCCUUCGUAUUUCUCAGGACGACGCCGAGGAAAGUUCAAUAGUACCACCUCGUUUCCUCUACUAUGGCACUCGCAUUCGAAUUCUGAACGCAGGGGCUGAGUAUAUCGUUGUCUGGCUGAUCCGCAAUGUUAAGCAGAUGACAUCCCGACCUUUCCCUCGCUUAACUCGACUCAUAGUGAAUACGGACCCUCUCGAUCACGUCAGUGAUGUACAGCUCUUCAUUGUGCCUUCCCUUAGGUCUCUAACUCUAACCUUGUGUCCACGGGAAAAUCCCGCCUUGUCCGGCCUACUCGAUACCAUUCAUCGGACAGCACCUUAUAUUGAUGAGCUGCAGCUGGAAUGGCAUAAAUACGUGUUGAUGCGCACUGUCGAUGUUUGCGAAGUGCUGCGUGGCAUAAUCAAGUUCCAACACCUCAGAAAGCUGUCCACAGAUCUCGAGAUUUCCGUCUACCCGGGUCUCAUUAAAACGCUUUCGAAGUUGCCAACACUCCAAAGUCUGGAAUUCAAGUCUUAUGUCUCCGAUACACGUAACAUCUCUUGGAAUUUUUUCGCCUCUUCGACAGGCAUCGCUGCUUUGCGAUCUAUAACACUAUAUGGGUCUCUUCCAAUGAUACUCGCCCUACUUCCUGCUCUUCAUCGUUGCUCCAUUGUGACGUGCAACAUCAUAAUAGAAGAUACAUUGGAAGCUAUUGUGGACGGAUGCCAUCGGGACCGCCAACCUCAACUGGCGCAUGACAUCGUAUCAUUAUCUUCGACUCUCCAAUCACUCGUUCUUCAAACCGAAGAACCCCGCAGGACCCAUUUCCAGCCCCAAUACCCGUAUCGCAUUCUAAGAGCCGAUUUUAUACAAGAGUUUUUGGGAACAAGACUCCUCGAUGUCGAGCUAAUGUACAUUGAUGGCGAUGAUAUAACCGACUCGUUAUGCCAUGCCAUGAGCUUAGCAUGGCCAGAGUUGCGUAUCCUUCGCCUCGAGUCAUCAUCUCCACUCACCGGUCCACCCGCCCAUAUGGUUACUCUGACGGGCCUAAAAUAUUUCGCGUUGUAUUGUCCCGAUCUUCGUUCCAUCACUAUGCAGGUGAAUGGAACUGGAAACAAAUGGCAAGACGAAAUUGAUGCCACCGUACAUUUCAACGCAACGACCUUGGAAAAUUUGAAUCUCAAUGGCUCCCUUGUAGAUUCUCCCCGUCCUGUGGCAAUGUUUCUUCGAUGGUGUUUCCCCGGAGUCAGGAAUAUCGAAUCCCGUUGCAGGGAUACUUUUGAAGUCCGGGAUUUGACAGCUCAGCGAGCGUGGGACGAGGUUGUCUCACUGGUACAGGACUAUCGUCUUUCUUCCGAACAAGCAAUCUGAACUGUCUCGAUUUGACAUCCACGUAAGAUACUUUUGUUCUUGUGGUUCGCUUGAAUCGUGGUCUAUUCGUUAUCGUCCAUGACCCUGGUGUUCUACUUAUUGAUCCUGUUUGUUUGGCCCAGUCAAUCCCCGGCAUGUAACAUACUGAUGAUACUUCAUGAUACAAGAUCUAUGCUGUGUCUUCCUGGUCCUCACUGUCGCGCCUCGUAUCUCACCAUCGGAACAC